CUUAAUAUUUAGAACCUUAAAAUCCAUGGCGAGCAAGCUCAAAAGGGCCAUCGGCCGUGUUAAAGACCAGACUAGCAUCGGCCUCGCCAAAGUCGGCGGCAGCACGUUACUUUCCGAUCUCGACGUAGCCAUCGUCAAGGCGACGAGACACGAGGAGUACCCCGCCGACGAGCGACACAUCCGAGAAAUACUCUCAUUGACGUCGAGUUCGAGGGCCUAUGUCAGCGCGUGCGUUAACUCCCUCUCGAGACGUCUCAACAAGACCAAGAACUGGACCGUGGCGUUGAAGACGCUCGUGUUGAUCCACCGUCUUCUUGCCGAGGGCGAUCCGGCGUACGAGCAAGAGAUCUUCUUCUCGACGAGGCGCGGGACUCGGAUUCUCAACAUGUCCGACUUCCGCGACACCUCGCGGUCCAACUCGUGGGAUUUCUCCGCGUUCGUGAGGACCUACGCUUUGUACCUCGACGAGAGCCUGGAAUUCAAGAUGCAGGGGAAGAACGCGAAGCGGAAUAUGUAUAAAUACGACGAAGAAUUCGGGGAAGAAAAUAACGAUAAGGCGGUCGUCAUUCGAUCCACUCCGGUCCACGAGCUGAAAACCGAGCAAUUAUUCCAAAGAAUGCAACAAUUGCAGCAGAUUCUUGAACGUUUCUUAGCUUGUCGACCAACAGGUGAAGCCAAAUGUAACAGGGUGGUCACGGUGGCGCUUUAUCCGAUCCUGAAAGAGAGUUUCCAGAUAUAUUACGACAUGGCGGAAACAAUGGGAGCUUUGAUCGACCGUUUCAUGGACGUUGACAUGUCGGAUACCAUGAAAAUCUACGACAUUUUUUGCCGACAAAGCCAGCAAUUCGAUGAGCUCGAUGCUUUCUAUUCGUGGUGUCGGACUUUCGGCGUCGCACGCCCGUCGGAGUUCCCCGAGAUCGAGAAGAUCACCCAAAAGAAACUCGACCUCCUGGAUGAGUUGAUUCGCGACAAAUUGGCUUUGGAGCAAGGAAACACAAGUAAAGAGGAACCAAUGGAAGUACAUGAGGAAAUCAAAGAAACCGAACCUGAAGAAGAUAUUAACGCGGUUAAAGCAUUACCACCACCGGAAAAUCUCUUCGAAGAAGAACUGGAGAAGAAAGAUGACGAUGAUAACUCUAAAGCUAUAAUUGUGCAACUAGAGGCAGACUUGUUGAACUUAGGGGAGGAAGCGAUUUCGAGUGAAGACCACGCCAAUAAAUUGGCAUUAGCAUUGUUUGACGGCCUUGCACCGGCCGUUCCGUUGCCGGGACCGAGAUGGGAAGAUUUGAUCAAAGACGAGACCGAUUGGGAAAUUGCACUCGUUCAAUCCGUGAGUAGCUUAAAUAAUCGAAAGGCGGAACUCGGCGGCGGUUUCGACAAGUUGUUGCUCGACGGAAUGUACCAAAAGGGCCAAACAAUGGCGGCGAUGCAAAGUUGUGCAGCAACCGGAAGUGCAAGCAGCGUCGCGUUCGGAUCAGCCGGAAGACCAGCAAUGCUAGCACUGCCGGCACCGCCUUCAUCGAACGGUUGUGAUAAGAACAAUAAUGGAUCGAUGCAGGUCGAUCCCUUCGCGGCGUCACUCUCGGUGGCCCCUCCACCGUACGUGCAGAUGUCGGACAUGGAGAAGAAGCAGAAGCUCCUUGUGGAAGAACAGGUGAUGUGGGAGCAAUACAGAAGGAACGGAAUGCAAGGACACGUUGGACUGUCGAAAGUAGAAACGUAUCCGUACAAUCAAGGAGGGUGGUAUACUCAUGGUUAUUGAAGCUUCAAAAUUGUUCAGUGUGGAUCGUAAUUGUGUAACCAAAGUGGGAACAUUAUGU
Messenger RNA from Hibiscus syriacus, 1820 nucleotides. Its product is annotated as putative clathrin assembly protein At1g03050. Bases 26 to 1762 code for a protein of 578 amino acids. Gene Ontology annotation, molecular function: clathrin heavy chain binding; SNARE binding; phosphatidylinositol-4,5-bisphosphate binding. Gene Ontology annotation, biological process: clathrin-dependent endocytosis; clathrin coat assembly; vesicle budding from membrane. Lineage: Eukaryota; Viridiplantae; Streptophyta; Magnoliopsida; Malvales; Malvaceae. Gene Ontology annotation, cellular component: clathrin-coated pit; clathrin-coated vesicle. The record is from RefSeq and is a predicted model, not a curated record. The transcript is spliced from 2 exons.